Molecule: messenger RNA, 2058 nt
Organism: Ipomoea nil (Japanese morning glory)
Lineage: Eukaryota; Viridiplantae; Streptophyta; Magnoliopsida; Solanales; Convolvulaceae
Product: probable LRR receptor-like serine/threonine-protein kinase At1g67720
Exons: 9
Coding region: 236-1774 (512 amino acids)
Molecular function (GO): protein binding
Source: RefSeq, a predicted model, not a curated record
GGCCGGCCAGAGCAGCAAAGCUUUUGGUGGAGCUCUUUGACCUGGUUGUCUCUCUUCCCGCGUAAUUCCCUCAUUGUCCAAUUCACCAUUUGAUUUCUUCUCUUCAAUUCCCCACCUACUUCACUUAAACUAAUACUUCCUCUUUUCUUCCUCAACCCUUUCAACUCAACUGCCCACCCACCAUAGCCUUCAUAGCCACACCUUCCAUCUCCCCCACCGCCGCCCACCUUCAACCAUGUCCCCAAUACCCUUCUGCUCUCUCCUCCUCUUCCUCUCUCUCUUCUUCUCCCUCUCCCUUUCUCAACCCCCUAGACGUGCUCUGAUUGACUGCGGCGCUGCUGUUGGCUCGGUGAUCGACGGCCAAGAAUGGUCGCCGGACGGGGACUAUAUCGCCGUUGGGGCACCCAAGAACGUGUCUUUUCCGGGUAUGGACCCCAGGCUUUCGACCGCCCGUACAUUCCCGGUUGUGGGCAACAAUUUCAAGAAAUUCUGCUACGUUGUCCCCGUGUUUCGCGGAGGGAAGUACAUGGUCCGUACAACGUAUUUCUACGGCGGGGUCAACGGGAAUCCUACUCCGCCGGUAUUUGACCAGAUUGUGGAUGGGACUCUGUGGAGCGCUGUGAAUACAACCCAGGAUUACCUUGCUCAGAUCCCUACUUACUAUGAAGGGAUGUUUUUGGCUGCGGAUAAGGCCAUGAGGGUGUGCUUGGGAGCCAAUGAUCAUACGGAUUCCGACCCGUUUAUUUCGGCUCUGGAGAUUCUGUUGGUGGGGGAUUCCUUGUACAAUUCCACUGAUUUCAACAAUUAUUCUCUUAGGUUGUAUGCAAGGCACAGUUUUGGGUACAAUGGCCCACCUAUUCGAUACCCUGAUGAUCAAUUUGAUCGAUACUGGGAGCAGUUUGGAGUGCAUUCUCCUGCUGAACCAAAUCUCAACAAUGUGUCUGUUUCGGGUUUUUGGAAUCUUCCCCCUCAGAAACUAUUUCAGACACACCUUGGAAUGAACAGGCCUGAACCAUUGGAGUUGUUGUGGCCUCCCUCGCCUCUGCCAAACGCAACGUAUCAUAUUGCUCUUUACUUUGCUGAUGAUCGGGAUACAUUUUCGGGGAGAGUUUUCAACAUAAGCUUGAAUGGUUUAGUUUAUUACCCCAACCUUAAUGUGACUCCAUCUGGUUUAGCUGUCUUUACAAAUGAAUGGCUUCUCUCUGGCGUUACGAAUAUAACUUUAAACCCUGCCCCUGGUUCAAGUGUUGGUCCUCUGAUCAAUGCGGGAGAGAUUUUUGAAGUGUUGCCUCUCGGUGGGAAAACACACACUCGAGAUGUCAUUGCUUUGGAAAGAUUGAAGGGAAGUUUCAAGAAUCCUCCGCUUGAUUGGAGUGGUGAUCCAUGUCUUCCCCCUCAGUACCCGUGGACCGGAGUUGUGUGUUCUGGAGGAUCCCGAAUUCGUGUGAUAGCUUUAAACUUGACUAGGAUGGGACUAUCGGGAACAAUUUCCCCGGGCAUUGCCAACUUGACUGCAUUGAGUGGCAUCUGGCUUGGAAACAAUAAUUUGUCUGGAGAUAUCCCGGAUUUAUCUUCUUUAAAGAGAUUGGAAACUUUACAUUUGGAAGACAAUCUGCUCGGUGGAGAGAUUUCCCCGUCACUUGGGAGCAUUGAAAGCCUUAAUGAACUCUUCUUGCAAAACAAUAAUCUCACUGGCAAAAUACCGGACAACCUUGUUGGGAAACCUGGAAUAAACCUUAGGACUUCUGGGAAUCCAUUCUUGUCGCAACCAUGAACCACCUAGAUGAGGAAGUGGAUAAAUUGAAGACUAUAUAAAUGUAUAUUAUUUUGGGUCCAACACUUUCACAAUCUCCAUUUGCAUUUUUUUCUUUUCUUGUAAAUCAUAUAUGUACAACACAAUGACCAGGACUUGACUCUUGAGCAUGGAAAAUGGUCCCCCAUUUGUUGUUUAACUCACCAUAGUUCAGUAGAAAGAAAUGUUUGCUCAAUUUUGUGUAAUUAAUUGGUUGUGUAUAGACUGACAUAAAGAAAAGAGCUCUGUUUAGAUUCUUUAAUUCU